Messenger RNA from Brassica napus (rape), 1109 nucleotides. RefSeq lists its product as uncharacterized. The record is from RefSeq and is a predicted model, not a curated record. The transcript has 3 exons. Bases 79 to 951 code for a protein of 290 amino acids. Lineage: Eukaryota; Viridiplantae; Streptophyta; Magnoliopsida; Brassicales; Brassicaceae.
ACAGGGCGAGUACUAAAGACUGUUGCCGCAUCCCAAAGGUUGUUUCUUUUUUCAGUUUUUGUUUAUUAUUUCGAUAAGAUGGCGAUCUAUCUGAAGGCAGGAGCAGUUGAGAAACUUGCUAAUGGAGAUGUGAGGUCCGAAAUACAAAUGAUGCCGGUGCUGCAUGUGUUGAAAUCGACGAUUGUUGUGGUUAACAGACAUGAAGCGGCUGUGUUGUGGUUAACAGACGGGCAGGGGCAUGAGAUACGGGCAUUACUUAAGGGUGAUCUGAGCUUGGUGAAAGACAAGAUUGUUGGAUCCGGUAGUAAUAUUCAGCUCCUUCAAUUCACCACUGGAACCACUCGAGUUUUCCCGGUGCAAAGGUUUGUUAGUAUUAUUGCUGCGAAUGUGAUAUUAUCUAGUUCUGAUGUAAUUGGACAACCUCAUUCUGAUGUAAUUGGACAACCUCAAGGUCCUCAACAGAAUUUUGAUGUGGAACCUCUUGUUGCUAAUACACAAGAGAGUAAUAGUGUUAAACCUCUUGUUGCGGACGAGCUGAAGAUCUUUCGCAAUAGAAUUAAAGAUGCUAAGGCUUUCGUUUGUGAUACUAGAACCACAAAAGAUGGUAUUCGGGCUGCAAUAAGGUGUUUUGACAUGAUAAUAACUAAAUUUAACAUGUUAUUAUCGGAUCUGCGUGUUCCUCUUGAGGAGCCUAGAGCACUCCCUUCAAAUGAUGACUCGGAGGACUUAUACAUGGAUCAACUCCGGUUAAACGCUAGUAGCCUCAUCCAGUUCUUUAUGAAGUGGAUUGUUCCUCAAUUGUUGGAGUUAUUCCAUUCUACUACCUACGUGCCUGAACUCAAUAAAAUCCAAAGUGUUGUAGAUGGAUGUAGUAUCUCAGUUUAUCGUCUUACAACGGAGGGUUUCGACUGCAAAAAGGAUGAAGAUAAGGAUUUUGAAUGGUUUCCGUGAGAAGGAAGAAUGUAGUUCCUUUUUUAAUCAAAACUUGUCAAUGCUUGUUAGCAUUCUCUAAUUUUUUUAAAGUAGUAUUGUAUUCUCUCGUAGACUCGUACUAUAUUCUCUAAUCCUGCUAGUUUUAAUGUAGUACUUUUUUCUCUUAUUAAGUCUUU